This is a messenger RNA of Selaginella moellendorffii, 1496 nucleotides long. RefSeq lists its product as uncharacterized. The transcript has 4 exons. The record is from RefSeq and is a predicted model, not a curated record. Lineage: Eukaryota; Viridiplantae; Streptophyta; Lycopodiopsida; Selaginellales; Selaginellaceae. The coding region runs from base 784 to 1476 and encodes 230 amino acids.
UCUUAGGGUUUGGGCGCGGCUUAGCUGGAGCGAUCGACUGAUCGCUGAGGUUUCGAUCGAUCUAGAGCCGCAUUCUAGGUAGCUUGCAAGAUUUGUCACGGCGAUGGAUGGAAUCGAAGCUGUGUAUGGAUCUUCCCGCGGAGCUCUUCGAAAUCUCACCAAUCGGACGAGGCGGCCCGGCCCCCCGGGGGGCCUGACGUUCGAUCCGUUUGUCUGGGAGGAUAAUCAGCAUCGCGGAGGCGGGGCAUGGCUUUCCAGGACGCCGGUGCGUUGGGAUCGCGAGAUUCAAGAGAUUUCUCCCGCCGGUCCGGUGGGAUCUCCGCGAGAGGCCAGUCCUUCUGGCGUCCAGAACCUCAUGCUCAAUGCCAAGGACAAGGAGGCUUUGCUGGAAGAGUCGAUCAGGCUGAAGCAAGCGAUCCACUGCCAGGAUUUCUUUCUUCGCCGGGACAAGGUCCACGUUUCAACUGUGGAGAUUGAGAAUCGGAAGCUCGGGUUUGAUAUCAAAGACAUGGAAACGCAAGGAAACAUCAAGUCUCCACCCCGUGGAAGAAGCAUACGUACCAGACUUAAAGGUAGAAGGAAAAUCUAGCGUAGCUCGAGGUUUUUUUCUUUUCAUAGAACUUACAAUGCUCCUUGUUCUCUUUUUUUUUCUCUCUUACGCAGGACUAAAGAUAAGAUACGAAGACAUGCGAGCUGUGUGCGACGCGCAAUUUGACGAGCUAUCCACGCUGCGAAGGGAUUCACGGCCAACGGCGAUUCAAGCUUGUCAUAAAAUCUCAGGAAAUGGAGAUGGACCGAGACGCGCUGCACUCUGAGGUUUCCAGGUUGCACAGAGACGUUACCGGGUUGAAAGCAGUCCAAAACGCUCUCAAAUGCGAGCAGAAAGGCUUGUUUUGCAUCAAGGAGAAGGCAGACGAGCUGGAAGAAGUCAACCACACUUUGGAAAAAUGCAUGGACGCCGUAAACAAGGAGCUUGCAAGAACAAGCCACGACAUGGUUGUGUUCAACCAGAAAAUGAUCGAAUCGGGCCUGGAGGCGAGAAGAAAUGCAAAGAGAUUCAAAGACUUGGAGGAACACACGGCAGCACUGAAGAUCCUUAUCGAGAGGGAGAAAUCCGAGAGGAUAGAUCUGGACAAACAGCUGGUGGGAUUGGAGCAGCAGGUCAAAAAGGCCGACCAGGAGCUAGUUUGCAAAGCAACAACAAAGCCCAAGGACGAACCUCUCGCGAGCGCAGCGUCAAAGCAAGGAACCGCCGCCGCCACUACUGCUACUGCCGCCAAAGGACUGAAGAAGGCUGCGAGCAAACCACCAACACCAACGCCGGGAAAGCUAGAUCCGGCGCUCAAACCAUCGACAGCUCCAGCUCCAUCGAGAUCCAGAGCCGCGACGACCAAAGCGAGCUCGAUCAAGCCCGCUGCGUCAACCAAAGUUGCUGCUACUAGUACCACUGGAGUUUCCAAAAAGCAACGAACUUGACUAUGUGUUAGAAUGUGAGG